CUCCAUGUCCAAAUUGACAUCUGACAAAAUCCUUUCUUAUUUUGGCUAAGCCUUAUCCAUGUGUCUCUCUUCCAUUUGCUGGUUCCCAGAUCUCCCCGGCCCCACCACAUUGACUCAUAGUAUCAUACUCGCUCCUCUCGCUACAGUAAACGGAAAAUACACAAAAGAAGACUGUGCCAGGCCAGCCUGAGUUCAUCUUUUCAUCCGCAUAUACUUGGUAAUGGCUUACAAGCUCUGUGAUUCCUGCAAGUCGGCAACGGCAACUCUCUUCUGCCGAGCUGACUCGGCGUUUCUCUGCAUCAACUGUGACUCUAAGGUCCACGCCGCCAACAAGCUUGCCUCGCGGCACGCUCGUGUGUGGGUUUGUGAGGUGUGCGAGCAAGCGCCGGCUCAUGUGACUUGCAAGGCCGACGCUGCAGCCCUCUGCGUCACGUGCGAUCGUGACAUUCACUGCGCCAAUCCACUGGCUCGCCGACACGAGCGAGUUCCUGUUACGCCGUUCUACGAAUCGGUUGGCUCGGCUCCUGCCGUUAAGCCUAACGCUGUAAACUUCCUUGAUGACUGUUACCUGUCUGACGUGGAUGGAGACGCCGAUGUCAACAGGGAGGAAGCGGAGACAGCCUCGUGGCUUCUUCCAAAUCCUCCCAACCCGAAAGUGAUGGAGAGUGCGGGUCUAAUUACAGGUUCAUAUGUGUUCUCGGAUAUGGACCCCUAUUUGAAUCUGGAUUAUGCCCCUCCGGUGGAUCCCAAACUCGAAGAACAGGAGCAGAACGGCUCCGGCACGGAUGGCGUUGUGCCUGUGCAAAGCAAGAGCGUUCAAGCUCGAUUAGUGAACGAUCUCUGCUUUGAUUUCGAUUUCACUGGAUCCAAACCGUUUGCCAACGGCUACAACACACAGUGCUUGAGCCACAGUGUAUCAUCCUCGUCUCUGGACGUCGGAGUAGUGCCAGAUAGCAUGGAGUCAACAAAUCAAACGGUUCAGCUAUCGGCAGUGGACAGGGAAGCAAGGGUGUUAAGGUACAGAGAAAAGAGAAAGAACCGAAAGUUCCAGAAGACAAUUAGAUACGCAUCGCGAAAAGCUUAUGCAGAGACGAGACCGAGAAUCAAAGGAAGAUUCGCGAAACGAUCCGAUAUUGAAGUUGAAGUUGAAGUUGAUCGAAGUAGUAUCUACGGAUUCGGCGUCGUUCCUUCCUUCUAAAAAUCCAUCCUUUCCUCCUCCUGUCGCAAGUUGCAGUUGUUGUUGUUAGUGGUGCUGAAGUAGCGUAUAGAAAGUAGGUGAAGGUGUUUGAUCGAUGGAUUAUUGACCGUCGACUUUGUAGAAGUUUUAUGGAGUAAUGAGUUUUGUUUGAUUUAA
Messenger RNA from Hevea brasiliensis (rubber tree), 1354 nucleotides. RefSeq names its product zinc finger protein CONSTANS-LIKE 4. Gene Ontology annotation, molecular function: protein binding; zinc ion binding. The record is from RefSeq and is a predicted model, not a curated record. Gene Ontology annotation, cellular component: nucleus. Bases 221 to 1198 code for a protein of 325 amino acids. Lineage: Eukaryota; Viridiplantae; Streptophyta; Magnoliopsida; Malpighiales; Euphorbiaceae. Gene Ontology annotation, biological process: regulation of photoperiodism, flowering; regulation of flower development. The transcript has 2 exons.